AUGGAAUCUGCGAUGCAAAACUCGAAUCCCACUAUUUUAAACAUUGCAGAUCUUCCAACUCGACUGUAUCCUGAACCUUCUGGCAAAUCGGGCACACGCAGAGUCGGCAUUUUUGCGUCUACAGAUUCUUCUGUCGCAGACCCCUCAAAUUUUGCUGUCAGUCCAUAUGCAUCCGCGGAGUCCGACGACGAUGUGAAUUUGAUGGAAGAACCCAUCGACGAGCAGGAGAUCUAUGAUCUUGUAUCCACCAUAUCGGACCCCGAACACCCGAUUUCUUUGGGAGCCUUAGCAGUUGUGUCACUUCCAGACAUUGAAAUCACACCAACGCUUCCCGAGGUGCCGGGCUCACUUGUUCGAACAGUGACUGUCCUCAUAACCCCAACAAUCACGCACUGCAGUCUCGCAACGGUCAUAGGCCUUGGUGUACGAGUUCGGCUCGAGCAAUCACUGCCGCCCCGUUUCCGGGUCGAUGUGCGGAUUAAGGAGGGAACACAUAGCACAGCUGAAGAAGUUAAUAAGCAAUUAGCUGAUAAAGAAAGAGUAGCUGCUGCACUAGAAAAUGGGACACUAAUGGGCGUCAUCGCGAAGAUGCUUGAAACAUGCCAAUGA
Messenger RNA from Aspergillus heteromorphus CBS 117.55, 609 nucleotides. Its product is annotated as iron-sulfur cluster assembly protein CIA2. Gene Ontology annotation, biological process: iron-sulfur cluster assembly. The record is from RefSeq and is a predicted model, not a curated record. The transcript has 2 exons. Lineage: Eukaryota; Fungi; Ascomycota; Eurotiomycetes; Eurotiales; Aspergillaceae. The coding region runs from base 1 to 609 and encodes 202 amino acids.